GUGCAUUGCCAUAUCUAACUUGUGAAAUCAAAAAUCGGUUCCGUUCGGUGCUUGAACUUUUGAGAUAUUCUAGAAACACAUCCACAAUGGAGAACUUUAAGGGUCUACAAAAAUCCCUAUACAUAUGGACGGACAGCGCCGACUUGGACAAGCGCGUGGAGCAACUAAAGGCGGCCACUGGCGGCGAUGUGGCUUUGGAAAAUGUGCACCGCCUUUCGUUUUCUUCCUAUGCCAACUCCAGUUUCGACCUGAUUGUGAUCGAGUGCGCCCAGCUGACCGACAGUUACGUAAAACUGCUGCACAUGCUGAAACCGAGUGGCAAACUGCAUUUGGUGUCCUACAUCGGUCCGGCGGCUAGUUUGCUGCAGGAGAUCAAGCUAUCCGGAUUCAUAAACUGUCGCGAGGACUCUCCAGAUGCUUUGACCGCCGAGAAGCCUGGCUACGAGACAGGAUCCUCAGCCAGGUUGUCAUUCGCAAAGAAGAACGCCAGUGCAGUCAAUGUGUGGAAGAUAAGCGGUGACGAUGAGGAACUGAUCGAUGAGGAGGAGCUGCUGGACGAGGAAGACAAACAGAAGCCGGAUCCGGCUGGUCUGCGUGUCUGUAGCACCACGGGCAAGCGCAAGGCGUGCAAAAACUGCUCCUGCGGGCUGGCCGAGGAAUUGGAGACUGAAAAACAGAGCCAGAAGGCCACCGAGAAUGCCAAGUCAAGCUGUGGAAAUUGUUAUCUCGGCGACGCCUUCCGCUGCUCCACUUGCCCCUAUUUGGGCAUGCCCGCCUUUAAGCCCGGUGAGAAGGUGCAACUGGCCGACAACCUCCUGAAAUCCGACAUUUAACUUAGGCUCACCAUGGUAUACCCAAUCAAUCACAUUUCAAAUAGUUUAUUAAGCUGACUUACUAACAAACAAUAAUGUCAUAAUGUAAAUACAAAAAUGCACCGCGUCAUAAACACAGCAUGUAGAUUUAAAUAUCCAAGUGAUCACAUUUCGCAUGGUGUACCCUUGAUGAGAUCGCGGUUCUGGCCCAUCAAAAUACGAUAGUUGACGGCCGAGGGAUCGAGUUCCUUGUACAAAUAUGUCGGCAUCUUGUCGGACAGCACCCAAAUAGUGCCUUCAUUGUCGAUUUUCAUGUCAUUUGGAAAGACCAGAGUGUGCGAAUCGGAAUCGAUUAGCCCCUGGGUGUCCGGAGUGUAUGGACGCUUGAUGUUCCAACAAGCAAUGGCGUCUUUGUUCACCUGCGUAUAGAAGAUGACGCCGGUCUCGGGGUCAAAGACCUCGGCGGUGGACUGGCCAUUCAUGCCACGGUCACCAACGUAUUUAAAAUCGUAAUACGAAUCGCCAGCGGUCACGUGUGAUUCGUUUUGCAGCACGCGGUUCGAAACCUUGAACUCCUUGGUACUGGCCAGGGCAUGGAAAUAAAUGUCCUUGGAGUGAUCUGGAUUCAUUGGGCCCACGGCCAGCCCAAAAACGCCAUCCGUCCACUGGAAGUUCACGCCGCCCACAUUGAAAUCACCAUGCAGAGGAUCGAAGUGGAAGAAGUUGUGCUUGACGCGGUAGGAUUUGUCGUUCCUCAGGGAGUACACAAUCACACCGUAGGCACCCAAAUCCGGAAUGUAAGCAAAGGCAUCUUGGCACUCCGAGCGGUCCGCAUCCACAACCUAAAUAUUGAUUAAUUCGAUCAGUUUGGAAUUUAAAUAAUACGCCUAUGCAUACUCACAAUAUUCGCAAAGAACGAGUCCUCUUUGGUCUGAUCAGCGGGAAUGGUGAAACGGCGCAGUAAAGUAUCUGUUUUCAAGUCGAAAACCAGGAUUGAAUUGGGCGUAAUCUGCUUGGGACUGCCCAGGAUGUCGGCCAAGCCAGUAUCGAGCACCCACAGGCGAUCGCAUACGUCGACUUGAAUUCGGAAGGUGGAAAUGACAGUGGAGUUGUCCUUCAGCUGGAUGCCGGCAUCUUGAGCCUUGUCCGCGUCCAGACGUCCACCGGAUGGUGUCUUUUGGUCCUGUGGCUGCACAUCGAUGGGCAGCUUGUUGGCCUCCCAACUGGGAUACGGAUGCAGCUUUGGCGACUUCUCCGUCGAAUUAAUGUCGAUGUAGUUGAGUGUGGCAGCAACACCAGCCUUCCAUCUAAAGGGAAAACUUGUUUAGUUACUAAUUACAUUUAAACCUGACACUGGCAAGUAACAAAUUAAUAACAUUAAAAAGUACCAUUCACCUGCGCAAUUAUUAUGACUGAUUGGAUAUAGUCUAAUAUAAGCUAUAGUUUUAAUUUAUAUCUUAGCACUAUCAGUUAAAACUUUGACGGCAACUAUAGCUUAAAUAAUUAUGCUGUAUUAUCAACAAAAUAUACUUUUUUUACGUAUCUU
Molecule: messenger RNA, 2358 nt
Organism: Drosophila melanogaster (fruit fly)
Lineage: Eukaryota; Metazoa; Arthropoda; Insecta; Diptera; Drosophilidae
Gene: CIAPIN1
Product: cytokine induced apoptosis inhibitor 1
Exons: 4
Coding region: 87-833 (248 amino acids)
Biological process (GO): iron-sulfur cluster assembly
Cellular component (GO): cytoplasm; mitochondrial intermembrane space
Molecular function (GO): electron transfer activity; iron-sulfur cluster binding; 2 iron, 2 sulfur cluster binding
Source: RefSeq, marked reviewed